AGGAUAGGCGGAGGUUAGGGAGGGAGCCCCCCAACUGAGGGGCCUAUGGGCAGGACUAAAAUGGAAGGGGCGGAGCUCUGAAGCAGGAGAGCUGGGGGCCGGGGCUGGAGCCCUAUUGCAGGAGCUCGAGCCCUAACCCGAGCGAGGCUCUGAGCUAGCGCAAUUCUCUAGACUCAGACCCCAAAGCGCAGAGUCCUGCUCCCCCUGCCUCCUGGUCUCCAGUGCCAUCAGACCCUUUCUUUCCUGAUGCUGGCUCCCCCUGCUCCGGAUCCCCCUGUUCCUAUGUCUCAGACCGAGGCGGACCUGGCGCUGAGGUCCCAGCCGCCUCCCGCUCCUGCCGGGACUCCUCGCCUCGGCCCGGUACCCCGGCGGAUGCGUCGCUUCUCCGGAAAAGGGGAGCUCCGACCACGUUCCACGCGUUUCAGCCGCCGCAGUUCAGUAGACCUGGGGCUUCUGAGUACUUGGUCUGAGCCCGCCCCGCCCCUCCCUGAUCCCCCGGGCCCUCCGGAUUUAAGCAACCCAGGCUCCCCCAAGCCUUUACAGCCUAGCUCCGGGGAGCAGGCGGAGGGCGCACCGAGCGGGGGUCCUGCAGGGAAGCCAGAAGAUCUAGGGCGUCCGGAACUCUCAGGUUCGGGGGGAGGCCUGGGUUUCGGGGAGAUGCUGCAGAGCCCCGGUGGGGUGGCGCCGGAGAGGCUACGAGAACUGGAGGAGAAGGAAGAUACAGAGACACAGGCUGUGGCCACGUCCCCGGACGGCCGCUAUCUUAAGUUCGACAUCGAGAUCGGACGUGGCUCCUUUAAGACUGUCUAUAGGGGUUUGGACACGGAUACUACGGUGGAGGUCGCCUGGUGUGAACUGCAGACUCGGAAACUGUCCCGGGCGGAGAGGCAGCGUUUCUCCGAGGAAGUGGAGAUGCUGAAAGGACUGCAGCACCCGAAUAUCGUCCGCUUCUACGACUCAUGGAAAUCUGUACUCAAGGGCCAGGUCUGCAUCGUGCUGGUUACUGAACUUAUGACUUCCGGCACUCUCAAGACAUACCUGAGGCGAUUCCGGGAAAUGAAGCCUCGAGUUCUUCAGCGCUGGAGCCGACAGAUCCUGCGUGGGCUGCACUUUUUGCAUUCCCGGGACCCCCCUAUCUUGCAUCGGGACCUCAAGUGCGAUAAUGUCUUUAUUACCGGUCCCACCGGCUCCGUCAAAAUCGGGGACCUUGGCCUGGCCACCCUGAAGCGCACCUCAUUUGCCAAAAGCGUCAUCGGGACCCCGGAAUUCAUGGCACCUGAGAUGUACGAGGAGAAAUACGAUGAGGCAGUGGAUGUGUAUGCAUUUGGCAUGUGCAUGUUGGAGAUGGCCACUUCGGAGUACCCCUAUUCUGAGUGUCAGAAUGCUGCGCAAAUUUAUCGAAAGGUCACUUCGGGCACCAAGCCUAAUAGCUUUCACAAAGUGAAGAUACCAGAGCUGAAGGAGAUAAUUGAAGGCUGUAUACGGACUGAUAAGAAUGAAAGGUUCACCAUCCAGGACCUCCUGGCCCAUGCUUUUUUCCGAGAGGAGCGAGGAGUGCAUGUGGAACUGGCAGAAGAGGACGAUGGGGAGAAGCAGGGGCUGAAGUUGUGGUUGCGAAUGGAGGAUGCCAGGAGAGUUGGCCGUCCUCGGGACAACCAGGCCAUUGAGUUUCUGUUCCAACUGGGAAGGGAUGCGGCUGAGGAGGUGGCACAGGAAAUGGUGGCUCUGGGACUAGUCUGUGAAGCAGAUUACCAACCAGUGGCUAGAGCUGUAAGAGAAAGGGUCGCUGCCAUCCAGCGCAAAAGGGAGAAACUUCGGAGAGCAAGGGAGACAGAGCAGAUUCCACCACCCCCCGGACCACCUCCAGUCAUUGCCCCCACAGCUCCUGGUCCUGAAGCUCCCUUCCUUCCUGAACCUGAGGAACCAGAGGCAGAUCAACACCAGCCAUUCCUUUUCCGCCAUGCCAGCUACUCUUCUACCACCUCGGACUGUGAGACUGAUGGUUACCUCAGCUCCUCUGGCUUCAUUGAAAAUUCAGACCCAGUGCUCCAGCCUCCUGGAAGGGAACCAUUUAGCCCUGCUGAUCCCCAGAUCUCCUUGCCCUCGGCCUUUGCCUUGUCCAUUCCUCGAUCUGGUCCUGCUAGUGACUUCUCUCCUGGGGACAGUUAUACUUCAGAUGCAGCAUCAGGGCUCAGUGAUGUGGGAGAAGGGCCAGGAAGAAUGAAGAGACCCCCUGGGAGAAGUCCAAAGCGCAGACCUCGAUCCCGCUUACGUGUUACUAGUGUGUCGGACCAGAAUGAUCGAGUCGUUGAGUGUCAGUUGCAAACACACAACAGCAAGAUGGUGACCUUCCGAUUCGACUUGGAUGGAGAUAGUCCUGAGGAGAUCGCAGCUGCCAUGGUAUAUAAUGAGUUCAUUCUACCAUCUGAGCAGAAUGGAUUCCUGGGCCGGAUUCGGGAAAUUAUUCAGCGAGUGGAGACCUUGCUAAGGAGAGAAGGAGGCCCUGUGGGGGCCUCUGCAGAUGCUCCAGCUCCCCAGCAGGAGGAGCCCAUGAUACCGGCUCUCCCUGGCCCCCUCUCACUCCCAGUCAGUGAGACCAACAGUACCUCCCUGGAGCAGAGAAACUGGACAUCCUUUCCUUCCUCCCCUCUGUCUCCUGGACUCCCCUUGUCACCAGGGUACCCCUUGUCUCCUGGGAGCCCCUUUUCUCCAGGUCCUUCCUUUCCCAUUGAAACUCCCCAUUUACCUAUUACUUCCUCCCCAUAUCCCCUCGUUUCCUCCCAAUUUCCUUCCAGUCCCUCCCAGUUCCCCAUCACUUCCCAACAACCAAGUGUCCCUCCUUUUCCCCUCAAUUCUCCACCCCCAUUUCCCCCUAGUUCCCAGUUCCCCACCACAUCCUCUCAAUUCCCCCCAAGUCCCCCUACCUAUCCCUCUACUUCUCUACCUACAUUCUCCCCUAAUUCCUCCCCAUCCCCCAUCACAUCCUCCCAGCUCCCCCCAAAUACUUCAUUUCUCCCCAGUUCCCCACCUCCAUUUCCACCUAGUUGUUCCCAGUUCACACUCAGUACUUCUUUUCCUCCAAGUCCAUCUCCUCCUCUUCCUCCACCCCCUUCAACACCCCUCCUUUCCCUGGCUGGUGCCUUCUCUCUGGCUGUGAUGACUGUGGCUCAGUCCCUGCUAACACCCCAACCUGAGCUCCUUCCUCGACCUCCAAGCCCUCCUGCCCCUCUGCCAAGUCCCCCAGCACCCCUUGUACCAUGUGGCUUGUCAAGUUCUCCAGCGUCCAAAGCUGAAGAGGAAAGUGGGGCCGUCCUCAGUUCGCAGUCACUCCUGGUUGAAACUAGGCUGUCACCCAUCACAGAAGAAGGGAAGCCACAGCUUGUUGGGCGUUUCCAAGUGACUUCAUCAAAAGAACCAGCUGAACCCCUUCUCCAAGAGCCACCAGCUCCACCUCCGGGUUCCCCAGAACCUUGUACCCCUGAGAGUUCAGACACAGAGGACAGUGCUGAAGGAGGGCCAGAGACUGGGGAGGCUCUAGCUGAGAGCGAUCGGGCAACAGAGGGUCUGGGGCCUGGAGCAGAGGGGGAGGAUGGGCAGGAGGAGAAAGAGUCCUGGAUGGGCAGCAGCCCUCCUCCUCCAAGCCAGCCCAGCCCGGUGUGGUUGAACUACACAUACAACAGCCUGUGUCUGAGCAGUGGGGACUCAGAGAGCAGCGGGGAGGAUGAAGAGAUAUGGGCGGAGCUGCAGAAUCUUCGUCAGAAACACCUGUCUGAGGUGGAGACAUUGCAGAUGAUGCAGAAGAAAGAGAUCGAGGACCUCUACAGCAGGCUAGGGAAGCAACCUCCACCAGGCAUAGUGGCUCCUGCCACCAUGCUUUCUAGCCGACAGCGUCGCAUCUCCAAGGGCAGUUUCCCUGCCUCUCGACGAAACAGCUUGCAACGCCCAGAACCUCCACCCCCUGGCAUUAUGAGAAGGAACUCUUUAAGUGGCAGCAGCACUGGCUCUCAAGAACAGCGACCAAGCAAGGGGGUGACAUUCGCUGGGGAUUUUGGCAGGAUGUGAACCCAGAACUGAAGCAGUGUGGGACCAGGGGAGAGCUGGUGCCUUCAGGACCUGAUCCUUGAUCAAUAUAACUCAGCAUGCUACACCAGGAUAGAGUAGCAGUGUGGCGCAGUGAAAAGACUUCAGUGCUUGACAUCAGGAGUUACUUGGAUCUGAAUCCUUCCUCUGAUACUCUGUGACCACGGGCAGGUCACUUUUAACCCUCUGUGCCUCAGUUUUCUCAUCUGGAUGUAUAACAGGAUAAAAAUGGCUGUCCCUACCUCACAGGGUUGUGAGGACCCCAAAAAAAUGUCUAUACAGUGCUUUGCAAAUCUUAAAAGUGCUACAUAAACCUUUCAUUGUCAGCUAUGAUGAUUGUCAUAUUCCAGAGACAGGGGUGGGAAACAAGGGAAAAGCAUCAAUACCCUAAGAAAUGAGACAAAAUUUGUAAAGCCUUUUUAAAGCCUGAAAGCACACAACUAGAUGACCCACAGGAUAGAGAGCCAGGCCUGGAAACAAGAGGACUUGGGGUCAAAUCUGGCCUCAGAUACAUCCUAGCUGUGUGACCCUGGGCAAGUCAUUUAACCCAAUUACCCAGCCUUUACCUCUUCUGUCCUGUAACCAAUCCAUAUAGAUUCUAAAACAGCAAGAUUUUGUUUUUGUUUUUAAAGUACUAUAUGAAUGCUAGUUGUUACUAUCAAAGAGGAGCAGAUGAAGAAACUGUUCUUGUUCUUGGUGUGGAGUGAGCCCUUGGGCUUCCUAGCACCAACCACUAAAACUCCAUAAAAAUUGCUUGGAGAACUCUUCCCCUCUAAUUCCCCCUCCCACCAAAGCUGAGGGCUGGGCACACUCAAGUGAGACUUGUAGAGAAGCCAAUAAAAAUAUUGGAAAUGA
Messenger RNA from Monodelphis domestica (gray short-tailed opossum), 4935 nucleotides. It is a transcript of the gene WNK4, whose product is annotated as WNK lysine deficient protein kinase 4. The record is from RefSeq and is a predicted model, not a curated record. Gene Ontology annotation, molecular function: ATP binding; protein serine/threonine kinase activity. Lineage: Eukaryota; Metazoa; Chordata; Mammalia; Didelphimorphia; Didelphidae. Gene Ontology annotation, biological process: protein phosphorylation.